AUGUUCUCUUCCACUCGCAAAGAGAAGAAGCCGUAUUUCGGGCUAACAGGAGGAUGGCUUACCUUCUGGUUAACGGUCGCUUGUGCUACUGACAUGACCUUAUUUGGUUAUGACCAAGGUGUAUUCAGUGGAGUUGUCGUCACUCAAAACUUCCUCGAGAUCCACGACCUCGUUGGACCGUCGAAGACAAAGGUUCUCUCUACUGUCACUGCGAUCUACGAUGUUGGCUGUUUUAUCGGUGCUCUAGUGGCAUUCACCAUUGGAGAGCGUCUCGGACGCAAAUCAGCUAUUCUCUGUGGAACCACCGUUAUGGCGAUUGGGGCCCUCAUUCAGACAACAUCUUACAGUCUUCCGCAGAUGUUUGUCGGUCGGACGAUCCUUGGUAUCGGCAAUGGAAUUAAUACUGCCACUGCACCAAUUUGGCAAACCGAGACAGCUCAGCCACAAUGGAGAGGAAAAUUGGUCAUUUUGGAAAUGAUGAUGAACAUUGCUGGCUUUACAUUGGUCAACUGGAUUAAUUAUGGCCUUUCGUUCCUGGGAGGAUCAGUUGCAUGGCGAUUCCCUCUUGCAUUUCAAUUCGUUUUCAUCUUUAUCUUGUACGCUACAGUACCAUGGCUGCCAGAAUCUCCAAGAUGGCUGAUGGCCCAUGGCCGCGAAGCAGAAGCACUUGAAGUCAUCUGUUGUCUCGAAGCUAAGCCUGCCGAUGACGCCUACGUUACUACUCUGCACGACGAGAUUGCUUACAGUAUAUCAUAUGAGCGACAAAAUGCUGUGCGAUGGAGAGACAUUUUCCUUCGUCGGAAGCACCCAAAUGACACCAAAACGAUACGACGACUGCUUCUGGGCGCAGGAACUCAGUUCAUGCAGCAGUUCGAGGGCAUCAACAUCAUGUCCUACUACUUGCCCACUGUUCUGAUUAAUUAUGUUGGGCUUUCGAAUGAGAUGGCAAGACUUCUCACAGCAUGCAAUGCUACUUCAUACUUGAUAAUUUCAUGCCUGUUCGUCCCAUUGAUUGAACGAUGGGGCCGAAGAAGUCUGAUGCUUUUCUCGACUUUUGGCCAAUUCUUGGCAUUCUUGAUUAUUACCAUCUUGCUACGGUUCGCGGAGGGGAGUCAUGGAGGAUCUACUGUCGCGACAGCCUCUAUUGCUUUCUUCUUCCUCUACUAUAUCUCAUUCGGUGCGGGCAUGCUUGGUAUUCCCUGGCUCUAUCCGACUGAGAUCAGCUCGCUUCCGAUGCGGACGAAGGGAGCUGCGGUGGCGACAGCGACCAACUGGAUCACCAACUUCGUCAUUGUUGAGAUCACCCCCAUUGGCAUCCAGAGCCUUGGCUGGAAAUUCUGGAUUGUCUGGACCGUGCUCAACGCCGUAUUUAUGCCCGUCAUUUACUUCUUCUACCCUGAGACAGCCAACCGAACGCUCGAGGAUCUUGACGCUUACUAUCGUACCAAUCCUUCAUUGAUUGUCACUCGGGAUCCGGAUGAGAUUUGCAGCAAGCGUCCUUUGAGGUAUAUUCAACAUGAAGAUAAAGAGAUUCAGAGGAAUAAGGACCAGGGUAAAACAGGAGGCCCGGGCGUGGAGCACGUGGAGUAA
Molecule: messenger RNA, 1590 nt
Organism: Penicillium daleae
Lineage: Eukaryota; Fungi; Ascomycota; Eurotiomycetes; Eurotiales; Aspergillaceae
Product: sugar porter family MFS transporter
Exons: 7
Coding region: 1-1590 (529 amino acids)
Biological process (GO): transmembrane transport; carbohydrate transport
Cellular component (GO): membrane
Molecular function (GO): carbohydrate:proton symporter activity
Source: RefSeq, a predicted model, not a curated record